UGUUAUCAUUGUUAUCAACAUAUACACAAUAUUAUAGUACAGGAAUACCAAAUCCAACAUGAAGAUAAUUUUUUUCUUUUUGGUAGCAAUUUUACUUGUUGCUAGUGCUAUUGCAGGAUCUGGCUGCAACGUAGUACCAUGCAGUGCUCAUUGCCGGAGUAUUGGACAUUUUGGUGGUUACUGUGAGGGACCACAUCUGGAAAACUGUCACUGCUAUGAUGUUGGAGGAAAACACUGAAAUACUGAUACAUUAUUUUGUACCCAUUAACUUUUUCAAAUCGAAAAUAAUAGUAGUCAGUUUGAAAAUAUCACGGUGCUAUACAGAAUGAGUAAUCAUAUCUUAUUGAAUUGUUCGAAAAAUUUUAUUUGUAUUUGUGCAAUUUCUUCUGAUAAUCUAAUAUAUGAUAUUUCAUACUUA
Molecule: messenger RNA, 418 nt
Organism: Phaedon cochleariae (mustard beetle)
Lineage: Eukaryota; Metazoa; Arthropoda; Insecta; Coleoptera; Chrysomelidae
Source: the annotation of a GenBank genome assembly